CCAUUGCAGUGUGAUGAACUGAAGGCUGGCAGUCGUAGCUCCUUUCAAACACUUGCUGCACAUCCGGUGCCACACGAUUAUUGAUGAAAGUUCGCAGGUGCAGCGAAUAACACCUCCCCGCCAUCGCACCCCGGCACAAGCUAAGAAUUGACCGAUGGGCGAAAACGUAUGCGGCGAUGUGGCUGUUGAUAUGCCUGAUCAGGUGCCUGCCGAUGUGGAUGGCAACCGUGUAAUCAGGAAAGCUUACUGGGGAAUUGUGCCUUUCCUGUUCCUCACAACGACUCUGACUUACAUUGACCGCUCCAAUGUCUCCUUUGCCAGUCUGCAAUUCAUACCGGAUCUUGGGCUGUCUGCCGAGCAGUAUGGAUUGGGCGCAGGUAUCUUCUACAUUGGGUACGCGGUGUUCCAGAUCCCCAGCAACUUGGUCAUCACUCGCGUGGGGGCUCCUCUGUGGCUGGGCAUCCUGAUAUUUGGAUGGGGGGUUGUGUCAGCCUGCACCUCUGCCAUGAGGACUGCAACCCAUUACUAUGCUGUCCGCUUCCUCCUUGGUGUGUUUGAGUCCGGAGUCUUCCCGGGCUCCUGGUGGCACCUGCAGCUGUACUUCACCAGUCUGGAGGUCGGCUUUGCCUACGCCGCUGUGUCAUCUUCCACCGCGCUCAGUAAUGUCAUUGGUGCUCCCUUAGCGGCGGGCAUUCUGUACAUGGAUGGAGUGGGCGGCUUGCGGGGAUGGCAGUGGCUGUUCAUCCUGGAAGGCUGCAUCACCGCCAUCUAUGGCAUCAUCCUCAAGGAUCAGUACACGCUGUUCCUGCCGGGGCUAAGUGCAUCUGCAGACAAGCUGCAUUUUGUGCUGGCACCCAAGCCGUCGAGCGCGUACUUCUUGAAGCCUGCGGAGCGGACGUGGCUGGCAGCGCGCCAGGACAGGCUGCAGGCCGCCUUCAACAGCAAGCACAGCCGCCAGGGCAACUGGUGGGCUGCCAUCCCCGACUGGAAGAUCUGGUACCUGUCAGUCUGCUAUGCCAUUGUUCAGUUUGGCAUCACCGCUGUCGUUUACUUCAACCCUUUCAUUGUCGAGGCCCUCUUCUUUGGAGGCAAUUUCAGCGGCAAGGCAAUAAAGAUUCAGUUUGCAGACCAGCACGAUCGGGCUUGGCACACGGCCAAGAUCGCGCUCUUCUCCACCGUUCUGUGGGUGCCUGUUGGCCUCGGCAUGAUUGCUGUCUCCUGGUCUGCCAAGCAUUACAGGGAGCGCAACUGGCACUCUUCCAUUCCGGCCCUUAUUGCGGGUGUCUGUUUUCUGGUGGUGCCUCCCACAAUCAAGGCCAGCCCGGCGGCAGGCUACGUUCUGAUCAUCAUUGCUGCCACCGGUGUCUGGGCGCCCCACGGGCCCAUGUGGUCGUGGCCCAAGACGUUCCUGCACGGCCAAGGCGCAGCCGUGGGCAUUGCCAUCUUCAACGGCGUCGGCGCCAUCGGCGGUUUCUGCGGCCCCUAUGUUGUGGGUGCUCUGGUCGACCGCGGAGGUUACGUCAAGUGCAUGCAAGUGCUUGGAUGUCUGUUCCUAGUUCUGGGCAUCGCCAUCGCACUGUAUCGGCCAAAGGAUUUGGAGUCUGAACAUGUGGUGGAGGAGGGCAGUAAGGAAGAGGUUGAUUGCGAUGCCGCAAGCCCUCGCAGCAUCGAGCUGACUAAUUCCAACGAGUCCCAGGUCAAGACUGUGUGACUGUGUUUUGCCUAGCUAUAGCAUCCCCACCACGACCGGCUUCUUUGUCUAAUUUAGCCAGUCAAUGUUGGCUUGCUUUGACCACGUCCACAAACCAUGCUACAGGUUGAUCUGGGUGCAGCCCUGUUGUUUGGCAGGCAAAGUGAAGUAUUUUUGACAAAACCAAGUCCAAGAGAAGAAAUUUUGACAGGCCCCAAAAAGAUGCAGAUGAUAGAUGUACAGUGGGCUUGGAAUUAGUUUUAGAACUUUGGUCUUCGGGCAUACAAUGAGCCACGUCGUGGACCCAGACCGCAUCAAUGUAACGAUUGCUCUUUCU
Messenger RNA from Coccomyxa subellipsoidea C-169, 2027 nucleotides. RefSeq names its product MFS general substrate transporter. Gene Ontology annotation, biological process: transmembrane transport. Gene Ontology annotation, molecular function: transmembrane transporter activity. The coding region runs from base 155 to 1711 and encodes 518 amino acids. Gene Ontology annotation, cellular component: membrane. The record is from RefSeq and is a predicted model, not a curated record. The transcript has 15 exons. Lineage: Eukaryota; Viridiplantae; Chlorophyta; Trebouxiophyceae; Coccomyxaceae.